Salvelinus namaycush (lake trout) is the source of this 1558-nucleotide messenger RNA. It is a transcript of the gene gnpnat1, whose product is annotated as glucosamine-phosphate N-acetyltransferase 1. Lineage: Eukaryota; Metazoa; Chordata; Actinopteri; Salmoniformes; Salmonidae. The coding region runs from base 181 to 753 and encodes 190 amino acids. Gene Ontology annotation, molecular function: monosaccharide binding; glucosamine 6-phosphate N-acetyltransferase activity. The record is from RefSeq and is a predicted model, not a curated record. Gene Ontology annotation, biological process: UDP-N-acetylglucosamine biosynthetic process. The transcript is spliced from 6 exons. Gene Ontology annotation, cellular component: endoplasmic reticulum; endoplasmic reticulum-Golgi intermediate compartment; Golgi apparatus.
CUUCCGUCUCUGUCUCUAGCAUCUCUGCCACGUCAUAUAGGAGUGAUAUCAGAAGGAGGAAGAAAAAAUAUUCUGUUUCGAUCAAUGAUGUAAACUAGUGAUACACUCGAAAAAGGAGAUCGAUCAAGUAUUCAUUCAUCUCAUUCCGAUAUUUAUUCAUCUGUACGUGCCCUUACAUUGAUGUCACCAGCCUGUGGGAUGCUGCUGGAUGAGACGCCACUAUUCGAGCCAGCUCUGCUCCAGGAGCUGGACUGGAGUAGCAAGACAGUGUCCUUCUCUCCCCCAAUCUCCCCCUCCCAGCCUGGGGAAGGUCUGGUCCUCAGGCCUCUCUGCACAGCCGACUUCAACAGGGGAUUCUACAAGGUGUUAUCCCAACUCACAACUGCAGGGGAUGUUACGCCAGAGCAGUUUAUUAAGAAAUUUGAGCACAUGAAAAAGACUGGGGACUACUAUGUCAUCGUGGUGGAGGACACAAACCUGGGACAGAUUGUUGCCACGGCCACAUUGAUCACAGAGCACAAGUUCAUUCAUUCCUGUGCAAAGAGAGGAAGGGUGGAGGAGGUGGUUGUCAGUGACGUGUGCCGGGGAAAACAGCUGGGGAAACUGUUAGUGUCGACCCUCACUCUCCUCAGCAAAAAAUUAGAUUGCUACAAAAUAACAUUGGAAUGUGCACCCAAGAACGUGGCCUUCUACACAAAGUUUAGCUACUCGGCAUCAGACGAGACUUACAUGCAGUGUCGAUUCUUUGAUUGAGCGUCGUUCUCCCUCCCUGGGAUUUGACUUGAAGAAAUUGGUUCCAGGACAUUGUCAUAUUGGUUCAACAUCCCAGGAUCCCCCAACGUUCAAGUCGUCUCCCCACCGUCAGAGCUACCUCACCUGGGGGAGAUUUGGCAUUGUGUCCCUGGCUUCUUAACAAAGGAAUGUCAAGCCAGUCUGGAAUUUGGGACAUGCAAUAAAGUGCUCUCUGCGCUUUAUAGGAAACACAUUGAAUAAUUUCUUUUUCUGUUUUACAAAUGUGAGGGUUUAGUUAAUAUUUACAUGUGUUAAUUGCAAUUUAAGAUUUGCAGACUGGUCCACAUGAGAUAUGCGAAGGCAAGUGAAAAGUCCCACAUUGACCAUUUGGUAACGGUUUGAUAUAAUUUUUGUUGGAUUGAUGUAGGGCAGAAAACUUGGGACAUUGAUUAUGCUAAGGUACUGCAUAUUUAUUUUGGGAAAUUUGACAAUCACCCACUGAAAUUGUAUUUUCUGUUCAUUGGCAAAGACUUUGAUCGCUGUGCCCUUUAGACUAACUGUGCUUGCAACCUAUUGGGCAGCACAGAAUUGCUUUCACUAGUGAUCAUGGGUUAUUUCAGACCUCAGGAAGUUCAAGUUGUACAUAAGUAAAAUCAUGUAUAGGUUUGAGGGAAUUCUGUUCUAGAAAAUACAUAGCUACAUUUGGUAUGAAGAUAUGGGUAAAUGAAUUGUAGUGAAAGCUUAUUUAUUCAACCUUAGAUUUUUUCAGUUUCGGCAACCGGGGACAUUUUUACUCAAAUGCUAAUAAAUUAUUUUUACACUGGUU